Molecule: messenger RNA, 1692 nt
Organism: Oncorhynchus gorbuscha (pink salmon)
Lineage: Eukaryota; Metazoa; Chordata; Actinopteri; Salmoniformes; Salmonidae
Exons: 8
Coding region: 10-1530 (506 amino acids)
Source: RefSeq, a predicted model, not a curated record
GAAAAGAGAAUGUCGGACCAAUCCAAAUGCACCACCAUCUAUAUGUCUCGGGAGUUGAGACAGGCCAGCGACAAGGCUCUAUCGACAGGUGCUCAAGAGAUACGCUUUCCUGACCAUAAAUCACCACCAUCUCUUCGAAUUGGUCAAAUUCAGUCACACCAUUUGAGUUUAGGAAUCCGCCGCUCUUUCGCCUCCACGGACCUGCUCACCAAUGCGCAUCCGCAUUCAGCACACAGUGCACUUUCACUGGACAGCCUAGAGGGGGUGCUAUCGCUACACUCAGACUCUAGAGUGGAGCUCCAGCCUACCAGUGACACCACCCUGAACCCCAGGAGCUCCCACAGCAGCCGGCUUUCCCUGGAGGCCAUAGCGCUGCCUGCAGGCGGGGAGGGGAAGUGCAGCGACGGAAAAAAGAGUUUGGGCACGGAGCACGAGGAGAACUGGCAGGACGCCAGGGACGGCACCAACGAGUUGCACCCUGAGGAUGAUGAGGAUUCGGGGUCCCUUGAGUACAUCGAUGAGGAAGAGGAGGAGGAAGGGUUAAUGGUGGUAAACCUCAAAGCAAGUAAAGAGAAAAGGAAAAAGAGACAUGAUGUGGAGGGGACUUCAACUGAGAGCCCAUCAAAGUACCUACAGGAAUUCCAUAGUUUACCCAAGAGGCUAGUGCCCUCUGAGAUCACCCACUGUCUGUAUGAACUAGAGGAGGAGUGCAGGGGAGUGGAGAGAGAGAGCGACAGUGUCAAAUGGAAGAUGGAGCUAAUUCAUCGCAGCGUGGUCACAGUCCAGGAAACGCUGAGGACUCUUCUGAAACGCCUGGUGGAGGCUCAGAGCAACGAAGCCCUGGACCCAACCCCAAUACCGACCACCCACCACCUCCUCUCCACCACCCACCACCGCCCCCCUCACUCGCCCUCUCGCUCCCUCUUCCACUCCGCCAACCCUCUCUUGCUGGCAGACGCCCCCACCAAGAUCCUUUCCGCCUCCCAGGUGAACCAGGUGCCCUCCAACCUGUCCCAGUGUACACAUCACCACUGCCUGGCUCACCGUUCCGUGGCGCGCCGCCCAUCCGAGACUUGCCUGACCGAGGCCAAUGCCACCCUGACCCAGGGCCACUGCUGCCCCAGGACCACCAGCCCUGGAACCGCCACCCUGAUCAGCUGUGCCCAGCGGGGGAAGGAGAGAGCAGCAGCCCUCCAUGCCAUCACUGACCUGAGGAUGGACGUAGAGCACCUACGCGCGGCCUAUGAGGAGGGGCGCCAGGAGCACCGGGAGACCCUUGGGGUGCUGAGGGCCUUCCAGAAGGACAUGGGUACCCUGGUGUCCCACUGGCAGAGAGACAGACAGGACAGACAGAAGCAGAGUGACGUCGGCACACAGCUGGAGGCUAUCAGACAGCAAUCCAACAACGUCACUGAGAUGACUCGGCAGGCAGUUGCUGUGUUCGGUAAAGUGGGGCUUCAAUUGGAGGGGCUGGGAGCAGUAGGAACUCUGGUCCGCUCUGCCUCUACCAAGCUGACACCCAACAGGUAGGAGUGGGUGAGUGUGUGUCCGUGUGUGUUACCUAUUGGUAUGACUGUUGCAUGCACCAUGUUCUGUGAUCUGAUACUAAAUGUGUGUGUGUGUGUGUGUGUGUGUGUGUGUGUGUGUGUGUGUGUGUGUGUGUGUGUGUGUGUGUGUGUGUGUGUGUGUGUG